Coturnix japonica (Japanese quail) is the source of this 1036-nucleotide messenger RNA. RefSeq names its product glutaredoxin 2 (gene GLRX2). Gene Ontology annotation, molecular function: protein-disulfide reductase activity. The record is from RefSeq and is a predicted model, not a curated record. Gene Ontology annotation, cellular component: mitochondrion. Lineage: Eukaryota; Metazoa; Chordata; Aves; Galliformes; Phasianidae.
CGGGGCUGGGAGGAGGAGGGGGCUGAGAGAGGAGCCGGACCGCAGUGAGGACUGGGUGGGAGCGCCGCCCCUUCCUGCCGGCCGCCAUGUUCCUGCAGAGGGCGCUGCGACUGAGGGGCAGUUUUAGAAUGGGAAAUAGGCUGCCUACCUCUGUCAGUCUGUCCGAUGCUGCUGCUGUGAAUCAGAUACAGGAGAUAAUCUCAGACAACUGCGUGGUGAUUUUCUCUAAAACAACCUGCGUCUACUGCAGAAUGGCAAAAAAGCUUUUUGACGGUCUGAACGUCAAUUACACAGCUGUAGAACUGGAUAUGAAUAAAAAUGGAAGCCAGUUCCAAGACAUUCUUGAGCAGAUGACGGGCGGCAGAACAGUCCCAAGAGUGUUUGUUAAUGGGACUUUUGUUGGAGGUGCUACAGAUACUCAAAGACUUCAUGAAGAAGGCAAGCUGCUGCCAUUAAUUCAUCAGUGUCAAGUGAAAACAGAAUCCGGAACUACUAUGUAGCCUCACUUAAUUGUCUUUCAUAUAAGAUGGGUAAAAAUUCAGACAAGUUAAAAAAUCACCGAGAUGUUCUGCAUGAGCUGAGGUUAAGCAGCUUCUAGCUGUGAUUUUUGCAUCUCGAGUGAUUUUCUGACACAGACUUCAUGGAACUGACCAACUUGUCUUCCUGCCUCAGCUUUACCAGCACAGCAGUUAGCAUUAUGUGUUUCUUGGUACCACAGUUCUAAGAUAAUCAUGUCAUUGUUAUUAUCCUUGUAUUGUGCUUCAUGCUAUCACCUCUCCAGAGUUAAAGAUUUAAAUAAGACUAAAGUACCAGUGUUCUUUGUUUUCUGCAAAUUAGUUUUGUUUCUUGCAUCAACUGUUACAGCACAUGGUCAAUCCAUUGGCUCUGAGGGAAACCAGAAAGGAACUCUGAAGCAACCAAGUUGUAAUGAUGUUGCUCUGUAUAAAGCUUCAAAAUAGUUCUGCUACUUGUACACUACUGGUACUACUCAUUCAGGUGUCUUCACCUCACAUUAAAAGCGGUGCCUACACUUGCA